Molecule: messenger RNA, 792 nt
Organism: Penicillium alfredii
Lineage: Eukaryota; Fungi; Ascomycota; Eurotiomycetes; Eurotiales; Aspergillaceae
Product: phosphotransferase family protein
Exons: 3
Coding region: 1-792 (263 amino acids)
Source: RefSeq, a predicted model, not a curated record
AUGCCAUCGCCAAUCUGCCUGAAAUGGGGAUACUGUCAACUUGCCAUCAACAAGGAGUCGGGGGAUGUCUUUGCCACGGAUUUCGAUCGUCCGCUUCCGGUCAGAAUACCGCCGCUGGGCUUAUUCGUGAAGUAUGGAGCCGACGUAACUGUGACCGAGGCUGCGACUCAAGUCAUGGUGCGCGAGCGACUCUGCGGCCAAGUACCGAUCCCCGAAGUCUUUGGAUCCACCGAGGAUGAAAACCAGAGGUUUAUCUACAUGGAAUUGCUUGAGGGCAAGACCUUGCUAGAAAGGUGGUGCGAUAUGAGCGAAGAUGAGAGACUCACGGUCUGCCACGAACUCCAAACAAUGGUGAAGGCAUGGAGGGCUUUGACCCCGGACCAACAUGAUUACUAUGUCGAGGCUAUCCUCGAGCAUCGCCCUACCCUUGUGGGUCCAUUCCUAGGUGAAAACGCCGUCCAACAAUUUCAAGACACUUGCGGGAUCGUCAUCGCCCGUGAAGAACCGAUUACGUUCACUCAUAACGAUUUGGUCCCCCUCAACAUCGUUCUUACGCCCGGGCCAAGCCCCAAAAUUGCAGCGAUCAUUGACUGGGCCCAGGCUGGGUGGUAUCUCGCGUACUGGGAGUAUUGCAAGGCGCGACGAGUCAGGGUACAUUCGGAUAACCCCAGAUUCGACGACGCGGUUCAAGAAGAAUGGUGGGCUAAGUACCUGCCCAUGAUUCUGAAUCCCGUGGAUGAUCAAGCUUACUAUCACCCUUGGCUGUGGUUUGUAUUGUCCAAGGGCUUUUAA